This is a messenger RNA of Plasmopara halstedii, 2889 nucleotides long. RefSeq lists its product as hypothetical. Gene Ontology annotation, molecular function: RNA binding. The record is from RefSeq and is a predicted model, not a curated record. Lineage: Eukaryota; Oomycota; Peronosporomycetes; Peronosporales; Peronosporaceae. The transcript has 3 exons. The coding region runs from base 1 to 2889 and encodes 962 amino acids.
AUGGCCACCGUGUUUGUACGCAACUUGCCGUAUGGUGUUACGCAAGAAGAGCUGGAGCAUGUUUUUAGCGAAAUUGGUCCUGUCAAGAAGAUCGAUGUUAUCAAGGACAAAGGGAAACGCAAGAGCGAGAUGCUUACGCGCGGGUUCGCCUUCGUGAAGUUUGCCGUGGAAAGCGAUGCGGCCGCGGCCGUUGUAAAACUUAACAGAACCAAUUUUCAGGGCCGGAAAAUGCUCAUCGAUUAUGCCAUGGAAAAGGGGAAGCGUCGUGCAGCAUCUACUCCUGUCGAGAACGAGCAGAAAGCGCAGGAGAAGGAGGGCUUAAACAAAGACGAGCACAUUGCGACGACAGAGAAAAAGGAAAUAGAACAAGAGCAAGAAGCUGUGAAGAUGAAGCCUCACACUUCAACGUCUAAAAUUUUAGAGAAGGAAGAUGCCAAAGAUCAGAAUGAGUUUGAGAAGGUCGAAGAUGAAGGUGAAGUCAAGGCAGUAAAAGUGAAAGUAGAACCCAGGGUAGAGACUAUGGCGGUCUCCGCUGAUAAACCUACUAUCGGUCACAAACAAAGCGAACGCAAUGUGCGCCGCCGACAGCAUCGAGAAUUUUUGCGCAACUUGGAGCGUCGUAAAGAAGAGGAGGCUGCUGUGCAGCAAAAGUCAGUCUUGAUAUUCGGCUUCGGUGCUCAUGUGACUAAGAAGCAUGUGCUGAAAAAGAUGAAGAAGAUCGGUAGCGUAGAAAAGGUUGAGUUAAAGCAGGAAGCUCGAAGCGGCAAGACGUAUGCUUUGGUACAAUUUCAGACGACAAAGGAAGCGGCUUUAGCGAUCUCAAAGUUGGACUGCCACAUUUUUAAAGGGUCAAUCCUGCAAGUGAAGAGUGCAGCCACAACCGUUGUGAUUGAUGAUCAAAAUAGUACAGAAUUCCCUAGAAAAUUAAGAGGCGGGGCCGAAGCAGAAGGAUUACGCUUGAUUGUUCGAAAUUUGGCUUUCCAAACAUCUGAAAACGAUUUGGAAAACCUAUUUAAGGUGUAUGGGCCACUGUUCGAAGUCCGCAUCGUACGUAUGCCAGUAGAAUUGGACCAGAAGAGGAGACAGAGAGACGAUGAAGAGACAACUAUUGAGAAUGUGCCAGAUCGAAGCCGUGGAUUUGGUUUCGUCCAGUACCGCGACGUGGCAGACGCGCGUGCGGCUGUUGAAAACCUCAAUGGGACUAAGCUUAAAGGCCGUGAAAUGAUUGUUGAUUUUGCAUUGUCGAAACAAAAGUAUACGGACCAGCAAAAAAAGCUAGAGAAGAAGACAGAAAGCGGUCUGGAUGAAUACGUAGAAGAGACGAAUAGUGGUAAUGAUGAUGACGAUAAGCUUGUUAUGGCCAAAGACGAUGAAGAAGACGCGACGUCGGAUGAUUCGGGCAUCGAAACGGAGAAGGAAGAUCUUGCUCUUCUUAGUAAGGAAGACACUGAGGCUCAACGGGAGCGCACGCUAUUUAUUCGAAACGUCUCUUUUCAAACGUCUGAAGACGGACUGCGUGAGUUCUUUCAAAAAUUUGGAGCGGUAGAGUAUGCGCGUGUGGUACAUGACAAGGGUUCCGGUCUGUCCAAGGGAGUGGGGUUUGUUCGUUUUAAAUCCGUUGAGGUGGCGUCGAACGUUCUAAAGCGUGGAGAGCAGCUGCAUGUCGAUGAAACGAAAAAGCAUAAGAAAGAAAAAAAAGCCAAAGUCUUGACGUUGUCUGUGCUGGCAAAUAGUUGCGAUGAUGCCUUGACUCUUGAUGGACGUCAAUUGAUAUUAUCAAGGGCUGUUUCGAAGACCGAUGCCGAGCAUUUGACCGAUUCAAAUGCUCGUGAACGCCGCCGUCUUGAUAAGCGGAAUCUCUAUCUAGCUUAUGAAGGCACACUGAACGUUAACAAGGUGUCGGACGCUGAGCUUGAGCUGCCCAAGAUGGACAUUGACAAGCGCCGACGCGCGAUCCGAGAAAAGAAGCUGAAGCUUCAGAAUCCCAUGUACUUUGUGUCACCCUUGCGUCUUUCAGUACGUAAUUUGUCCAUUGAGCUGGAUGACCGUUCGCUAAAGAAGCUCUUUCACGAUGCUGCUACGGCUGGUGUACGUGCUGGCAAUGUCAGCCUUUCCGACAUCAAACCAGAGUUAGCGUCAAAGGGAAAUCCUCCGGUAAAAGUCCGUAUGGCUAAGGUAGUGCGUGACAUGGAAGCGGUAAAAGCAGGAAAAGAGGCGCGUUCUCGUGGGUAUGGAUUUGUCGAAUUUUCAGAGCAUGUUCACGCACUGGCUGCUCUUCGGGUGCUGAACAAUAAUCCAAAGUAUACUUCAUACGCUGCUGGUCGCGUGACAACUGCUGGUGCACCGGACAGCUCAAAAUCCCGCCUCAUCGUAGAAUUUGCUCUUGAAAACCAUGGUAAAUUGAAAUUGCGUGAGAAGCGCGCUGUUGAUGCUGCGAAGAAACGCGAGGAAGAGCGACUAUUGAAGGAAGCACAAGGCGUAGGUAGUAAAGACGCUGACAAGUUGAAAAAAAGUCGAGGGCAGCGGCAGCGUGAGAAAAAGAAACUUUGCGUACAGGUAAAAGCAGAAGCUAAGGCUGAAGUUUCGAUCGAUGCAAACAAGUCGAAAAAGGAAAUCAAAGUCAAGGAGGUGAAGUUGCAGUCGAAAAGGAAACGCGCUGAAUUCUCAUAUGGCGAUGCAGAGGUUGACGUUUUAGCAUCACUAGAAAGCAAUCAUUUGGCAAAGAAGGGCAAGACUCUGUCUCGCAAUCAGCGUAAACACGCAAAGGAUCUCGAGAAAGAGAAAUCUUUCGACGAAUUGGUGCAGAGCUACAAGAAUGAGAUUUUCGGAGAGUUGAGUGCGGUGAGGAUGGACGACAAGGCUAAACCUGCAGACCGCUGGUUCGACUAA